Haliotis rubra (blacklip abalone) is the source of this 1065-nucleotide messenger RNA. RefSeq names its product FMRFamide receptor-like. The transcript has a single exon. Gene Ontology annotation, molecular function: G protein-coupled receptor activity. The record is from RefSeq and is a predicted model, not a curated record. Gene Ontology annotation, cellular component: plasma membrane. Gene Ontology annotation, biological process: G protein-coupled receptor signaling pathway. The coding region runs from base 1 to 1065 and encodes 354 amino acids. Lineage: Eukaryota; Metazoa; Mollusca; Gastropoda; Lepetellida; Haliotidae.
AUGGACUUAGAAUAUAAUGUCUCGGAUGUAUGGGACAAUGUCUCCGCCUGUCCAGACAACGCAACUUCUGGCGAGUACGACAAUCUUGUAACAGCUGCCUCCGUGAUUAGACGUUUCUACAUUUGGUUGGUAUUCGCCUUUGGUUUCCCUGGCAACAUCAUCAGCGUUAUUGUGGUCACCAGGAUGUGCCAGCGACGUCUGACAACGUCGUUGUUCUACGUCGGUUUGCUGGCAAUGGUGGACAACGUCGCAAUUGCACUGAAGCUGGUGGAGAACCAGUCCCAGAUCAGGAGAUUUGCCAUGGACGACAGAAGUUGCCGAGGAUUGUUCUUCUUGGGACUUGUCUUCUCCACCUACGCCAACUGGAUACUUACUACCCUGGCAAUAGAGAGAUUCCUGGCGGUGAGGUACCCGUUCAAGAUGGCGGUCAUGUGGACCGUGGGGAAAGGUCUGGUGAUUAUUUCUUGUGUGUUUGUGUUUCUGUGUCUGAUCCACCUGCAUCUGUUGUGGACUGUCAUUCACUACGAAGGAUACACAUGCACGCUGACAUUAGAAGGUCCAUCCUUUAAGGCCUGGUUCUAUGUCGGGUCCUUCGUGUACGCCAUCCUGCCGGCUUCCUGCCUCUUCAUCUGCAACAUCCUCAUCAUCGUCUACGUCAGGAGGUCGGCCAACAGACGACGAACUCUGUCAGAGAACCACUCGACCACUGUUGCCACAAGAAGACUGGAUGCACAGAUCACAACGAUGUUGGUAAUUGUUGCGGCAGUGUUUGUAGUUCUGUCGUUUCCAAGAUGUGCGUUCACGGCCGCAUAUGCGUACUGGAAUCCAUCUAGUUGUUCUAUAGGUGAAGCGAGAAAAUAUUUCCUCGACGUCCUGACCACCAACGUCGCCGACAGCAGCCACGCCGUUAACUUCUACCUGUACUUCCUGGCUGGGAGGAGAUUCAGGCAUGCCUAUUCCUCUACUAUUCGGGAAGUCUCUUUACGGAGAAAAACCCCGGAAACUACCUCAGUGAGCCGUUUAAAAUCGCAUCAGCAGUUAUACCGCAGCCACUCUGACAGCUAA